CGGAAGCAGUGUGACAGUUGGCUAAAAAAAGACUUCAAAAGGCUGUAGACCUUUAAAAAGUCAAGUUUUUUUUGUUUAAAUCAUCAAUAUAUAGUAUAGUACAUAAAUAUUUUUUGAAUCUUCUAUUAAUUUGUUGUUUACUAAUUAUAACGACUAAAUUAGAUGAAAAAUUCAUGAUUGGUAUUUCAAACCAUUUUUUUGCCUGAAUUGAAAUCAUUGUAUUGCAUUGUCGAUAAAGUAGUAUACUAAACAGACAUCCCUAUUUCUAAUGAUAGGCAGCUGGCAUUCGGCAAUAUGGCUGUAGCUUCCGAGUUUCGCUGCUAGUUCGCGGUGCUCGUAUCGUUUCCAAUACAUCGUAGUAUUUCCGACGGCUUCAAAGUUUCACUUUUUAUUUUUUUAGUGGAUAACGUUACUUUUUAUCAUCUUUUAAUAUUAGUUUGUAUCGGGAAAAUAUCAGUUUUUCAUUUCCAUCGUCACCAAAUUCAUGCGACGACAAAAUGGCGUCGCUUGACAAGAUUUUCCUGCAAAUUUAUUUUGGAUUUUAUUGGUGUACAUAAAUAAUACAUUAAAAAUUGUUGCACAGAAUGAUUUUUAUAACUUUUUCCCGUUGAAAUAUUAAAUUUUUGCGAUUUUUUCUUCUUCAUUCUUCAUGUAACAGUGUGUUCCUUGAAUUAACUACAAAAUGCUCCAGAAAGGAUUUAUGCAUGAAUCUGGAAGUGAGUCAGCUAGUGAAAAGGGCAACUCGAGUGGUUCCGGUUCAGGGAGUGAAAGUGAAAGUGGAUCUAGUUCUUCAGGAUCUGGGUCUGGAGGUAGGUCAGGAUCUGAAAAAUCUUAUAUUGCUGACAGAUCACAUCAUAGUGAUGAUACAAAGUCUUCACCAAAACACAGUAAUGCCAAUUCAUCAAAAUCUGAUCAUCACACUGACAAGGAUACCUCAGAUGAUGAUUCACCAUCAAAACCCAGAUCUAGAGCUAGUCAUGGUAGAGUUAAGUCAGACCUGUGGGAAGAUAAUCCUGAUAUAUAUGGAAUCCGAAGAUCUGGCCGGUCUAGGAAAGAACCAGAUAGACUUAAACUCGCAGACAGUGAUUCAAGUGAGCGAGGGAGGCCACAUAACAGAAAGAGCAGGAAAAAAAGUGAUUCCUGGAAUUCAAACACAUCUGAUAGUGAGAGUGACAUGAAUGGUUCCCCACCUCCUCCUUCAAAAAGACCAGGCCAAAGAAGUAUACCUCUCAGAAAAAAGAAACCUGCAAGACGAAGAAGAUUUACUAGUGAAGAAGAUGAAUCUACAGAAGCUUCAGAUGAAGACGCUAAGAGUAGAACAGCUACACGACGCACUGGUGCUGCUGUUAGUUAUAAAGAAGCAAGUGAUGAACAAACUGAUUCGUCUGAUCUUUUGGAAGUCGAAGGUGAAGGUGAUGUUGAACCGGAACCAGAAGACCACAGUGAGACUAUUGAGAAAGUUCUUGGACACCGAAGGGGGAAAAAAGGAGUCACUGGGAAUGUGACUACCGUUUACUAUAUAGAAGAAAAUGGAGAUCCUAAUGAAGGAUGCAAUCCAGAUGAUGAUGAAACCACAGAACCUCAGUACCUGAUUAAAUGGAAAGGGUGGUCACAUAUACAUAAUACAUGGGAAUCAGAGGCAUCACUCAAUGAACAAAAAGUCAAAGGACUUAAGAAAUUAGAGAAUUACAUUAAGAAAGAAGCUGAACUGUCUUGGUGGAGAUCACAAGCAGGACCUGAAGAUAUUGAUUACUUUGAGUGUCAGUCUGAAUUACAACAAGAAUUGGUUAAAACAUAUAAUAAUGUGGAGAGAAUAAUAGCUGAGCAAACUCGUGAAUUGGAAAGUGGGGCUACAGCACAUGAGUAUUUUUGCAAAUGGGAAUCAUUACCAUAUGCUGAUGCAACAUGGGAAGAUUCUUCUUUGAUAGAGAGGAGGUGGCCUGCAGAAGUAGAGCAUUUCAAACAUAGAGAAGCUGCUAAAACAACACCUUCCAGGCAUUGUCCUGUAUUAAGAAGAAGACCCAAGUUCCAUCCGGUUAAAGAGCAACCUGAAUAUAUGGGAAAAGAUGAGACUUAUUUUUUGAGAGAUUACCAAAUGGAUGGUUUGAACUGGUUAAUACAUUCCUGGUGUAAAGAUAAUUCUGUUAUUCUUGCCGAUGAAAUGGGUUUGGGGAAAACUAUACAGACAAUAUGUUUUUUAUACUACCUCUUUAAAUCACAACAACUUUAUGGACCAUUCCUUUGUGUUGUGCCUUUGAGUACAAUGACUGCUUGGCAGAGAGAAUUCCAACAGUGGGCUCCUGAUAUAAAUGUUGUUACAUAUAUAGGUGAUGUAACAAGUAGAGACAUUAUCCGACAGUUUGAAUGGAGUUUUGCUAGUUCAAAGAGGCUAAAAUUUAAUGCCAUUUUGACAACAUAUGAAAUUUUGCUAAAAGAUAGACAAUUCCUUAGGUCAUUUAGUUGGGCAUGCCUAUUGGUAGAUGAAGCUCAUAGAUUAAAAAAUGACGACUCAUUGUUAUACAAGGCUCUUAAAGAGUUUGAAACAAAUCAUAGACUGUUAGUAACUGGUACCCCUUUACAAAAUUCAUUGAAAGAGUUAUGGGCCCUUUUACAUUUCAUAAUGCCUUAUAAAUUUGAGACUUGGGAGGAGUUUGAAAAAGAUCACGAAGAUGCUGCUACAAAGGGAUAUGAAAAAUUACAUAAACAAUUAGAACCUUUCAUAUUAAGAAGGCAAAAGAAAGAUGUAGAAAAGUCAUUACCUGCAAAAGUUGAACAAAUAUUAAGGGUAGAAAUGACAUCAAUACAAAAACAGUACUAUAAAUGGAUAUUAACAAAAAAUUAUAGUGCCUUACGGAAAGGCGUUAAGGGCUCUAUAAAUACAUUUAUAAAUAUUGUGAUAGAAUUAAAAAAAUGUUGUAACCAUGCACUUUUGACAAAGCCUGAAGAUUUUGAAUCUAGAGCUUCACUUGCAACUACCGAUGCUGUGGAGAAACUAUUAAGAGGCUCAGGAAAAUUACUACUGUUAGAUAAACUUCUCUGUAGGCUAAAAGAGACAGGCCACAGAGUACUUAUUUUCUCACAGAUGGUGAGAAUGUUAGACAUACUGGCAGAAUACUUACAGAGAAGACAUUUUCCAUUCCAACGACUCGAUGGCAGUAUAAAAGGCGAAAUUAGAAAGCAAGCUCUAGAUCAUUUUAAUGCUGAAGGUUCUCAAGAUUUUUGUUUUUUGUUGUCGACGAGAGCUGGUGGACUCGGAAUCAAUUUGGCAACAGCAGAUACUGUCAUCAUUUUUGAUUCUGAUUGGAAUCCACAAAAUGAUUUACAAGCUCAGGCUCGCGCACAUAGAAUAGGGCAAAAAAAUCAGGUUAACAUUUACCGAUUAGUCACAGCAAGAUCUGUCGAAGAGGACAUAGUGGAAAGGGCGAAAAGAAAGAUGGUGUUAGAUCAUCUUGUGAUACAGAGAAUGGAUACCACUGGGAGAACAGUGCUCAAUAAACGUGAGGCCUCUGCGACUACGGCCAAUAACCCAUUCAAUAAAGAAGAUUUAAAUGCAAUAUUGAAAUUUGGUGCUGAAGAAUUAUUUAAAGAUGAUGAUGAAAAUGAUGAGGAUCCUGUCUGUGAUAUUGAUGAAAUUUUGCAACGUGCAGAAACCCGUGAUGAAGGUCCUACUAUGGCAGGUGAUGAGUUGUUGUCUGCUUUCAAAGUAGCCAGUUUCGCCUUUGAUGAAGACAAAGCAGUAAUGGAAGUCAAAAAAGAGAAUGCUGAAGAAGAGAGCAAAGAUUGGGACGAUAUAAUUCCUGAAAACGUCCGAAAAACUAUUGCGGAAGAGGAGAAGAACAAAGAGAUGGAAGACUUGUACUUACCACCAAGGAGGAAGAAUUUACAACAAAAUACAGAUGCAAAGGGAGGCCGCAAACGGCGCGGUCGUGGGUCGGGCGAGGGCGACGGCGAUGGCGCGGACGGCGAGGGUGACGCGGAGAGCGAUGCCUCGGACGGAGACGCGAGCGCCGACGACGACCGCCCCAGGAAGCGGGGCCGCCCGCCCGCCUCGCACCGGGAGAAGAUCAAAGGCUUCACUGACCAAGAGAUUCGCAAGUUCGUUAAAAGUUACAAAAAAUUUUCUGCACCUUUGAAACAUCUCGAUAGCAUAGCAUGUGAUGCAGAACUUCAAGAAAAACCAUUAAACGAAUUGAAAAAACUAGGCGAAAUCUUAGAAGAAAGAUGUAAAGCUAUGCUUAAUGAGACUGCAGAAAAAACAAGCGAACAAAAUGAUGGUCGUAAGAAUGUGAGAAAAAGCUUUAAGCUUGGUGGUGUACCUGUUAAUGCUAAGACUUUGUCGGCUUGCUUAGAUGAGUUAGCACCUUUAGACGAAUUCUUGCCGCAAACCAAAGAAGAAAGGUUAAAAUGGCAGUUAGAUUUCAGAACAAGACCUGCAAACUUCGAUUGCGAAUGGGGUGUCGCCGAUGAUUCCAAGUUACUCGCUGGCAUUUAUCAAUAUGGUAUGGGUUCCUGGGAGGCUAUUAAAAUGGACUCUUCCUUUGAAAUAGGUGAUAAAAUACUAACAAACGAAGAAAAGAAACCUCAGGCUAAGCAUUUGCAAUCUAGGGCAGAUUAUUUGUUAAAAUUAAUUAAGAAGUUACUAGAUCAGAAGAAUGGUAAACAAAAACAAAGAAAGCCCCGAAUGAAACGUGGAGCUAAAGAACCUGUUACAAAAGAUAUUGUUGAAGAUGAUAUCAGCUCUGGAGAUGAGAACAAAAAAUCUAAUAAUAAGGCAGCAGCCAAAACUGACAAUAAGAGUAAAUUAAAAUUAGAUGAUAUAUCAACGCAUGAUGAAACUUCAAAUGAUAGAAAGGAAAAUCUCAAGAAACGUACAAAGAAAGAUGGUAAAGAUAGGAGUAAAUCAGAUAAAGUGAAAGGUCGUAAAAAACCUGAUGGCCCCAUGCAUUUUACAGCAAAUAAUGAACCACGGGCACUUGAGGUUCUUGGUGAUUUGGAUCCAUCAGUCUUUGAAGAAUGUAAAGAAAAAAUGAGACCCGUUAAAAAGGCUCUAAGAGCACUUGAUAAUCCUGACCAGACUUUGUCAGAAACAGAGCAGGUAACGAGAACUCGAACGUGUCUUACACAAAUAGGAAACCAAAUAGAUAUAUGCUUAGAAGCAUAUCCAGAUCCUGAGAAAAAAGUAGAAUGGAGAAGUAAUCUCUGGUACUUUGUUUCAAAAUUCACAAAUUUUGAUGCCAAGCAAUUGUAUAAAUUAUACAAAUAUGGACUGAAGAAGAGUGAAGGCAAACAGAAAGUUACAAAAAAACACAAAGAAAAUGCCAAGGUUAAUAAUAAGAACAACCACAAUGCUAACAAUCAUGUGAAGACCAAUAAAAAGGACCACAAACGUGAGGAAGUAAGUGAAGACAAAAAGAAGGAAAAGAAACCCAAGCUUGACAGAGAUCGAACAACAGACAGUAAAACAAAUGAUAAGACACCUAAUACUACGGGAGUAAAACGAAAGUUGGAAGAAGGGGAGUGCGAUCCAGAGCCGAGCGAGAACAAACGUCACGAGAGAGAUCGACGUUCGGAGCGCGACCGCGAGCGUGAUCGCGACCGGGAAAGAGAUCGUGAUCGGGACCGUGAUCGUGAUCGGGAAAGAGAUCGCGAUCGUGAUAGGGAUCGUUCGCGGACGCGGCGCGAUAGCGGAGGCGUGGGCCAGCAGCGUAUUCGCGCGCCUUAUACGAUGCCCCAUGCCGCUACUGCGCUGCAUCCGGAACAUUCCGCGCACCCGGCGUGGACAGCGCCCGCGUACCCGGGUCCCAGGCAGUACCGGGGCGAUCGGAACACCAGGCCGCACGAUAAGAGAAGCAGGUACGGGGGAUUCGGCGCGAUGGCAGGCCCUUACGGGGGCUACUAUGAGAGCGCAGCGAUGGUCAGCGGCAUGGGGUUCCCGCCCGUCCGCACUUACCCCGAGGAGUGGCGGGGUUAUGGCCAAUCUGACUAUCAAUACGACGAGCGAGAUUACGAGCGCGAGGUCUAUCGGAGAGACUAUGAUCGACGCGCACCUCCAACGUAAACUCAAAGAAGCACAUCGUUCCCACCCGUGUAUAUUACCCCGAAGCGUAGCGUGGUUACGGCCAAUCUGACUAUUAAUACGACGAGCGGGAUUACGAAUCGAUGUCUAUCGAAAAGUCUGUAAAUCGUUGCGCUCAUCCAACGUAAAUUCUCAAAGAAGAAUAUCGUUCCGGACCGUGAACACUUACCCCGAAUAGUGGCGCGGUUACGGCCAAUUUCUAUUAUUACGACGAGCGCGAGGUCUAUCAGAGACUAUGAUCGAAGAAAUCCCCCCAACCUAAACUCUCGAAGAAAACACUGUACAUACUUGUAAUUUUAUUGUAAAUAAUUGUUAGGAGAUCUCUUUCCGUGAACACUGAUCUUAAUAAAGAAAAUAUAAAGUGUAAGUGACAAAAUAGUGCUGUGUUUUUAUCUAUGUGAUAAGCUAAGCGCAUCGAUUCAAAUAGACUUAUGUAGUGACUGUGUUUUUUAAGUGAGAUUGUAUAGAAAUUUAUUUAUUACCAAAUCUGUCGAUUGAUUGUUAGUGUACAGAUUUUUAGACCAAACCAUUAAUUGUGUAUAUUGUUUCCAUAUGUUGCCCAUUUUACUGGUUCUAAAUAUUUUUUUUAUCUGUAAUCUGUAUUUCUAUUUAUUUGAUGCCUCAUUACAAUUUAUACAAUUUAACCACAUGUAAUUGACAGAACACAGGUGAUAAUAUUAUAAUAGAUUGUUAGUAGGUUUGCAUAUAAAUUCAAAAUCAUGUGCAAUUUCAAAAAUUGUGUAUAGCUUUAACGAGUGGGGCACAUAUAGUUUGUCAUUGCAUUUUGGCAGUGGGAGGAAAGAGUGUUUGAUUUGUGCAUUCAUUUCUGAUUCUAUGUGCAUUUCCGAGUCAUGUCAGGACUCGCACAGUCCUAUUUUUAUACAUUAUGUAAAGUCUUAUUCUCUGUUACAUGCGAUUGAAUGUAAUAAGAGUGGAUCGUCUUAAAUGGUUUAAGCCAUAAUAAUAAACAUAUUAAAGUUGG
This is a messenger RNA of Chilo suppressalis (striped riceborer), 7058 nucleotides long. Lineage: Eukaryota; Metazoa; Arthropoda; Insecta; Lepidoptera; Crambidae. The record is from the annotation of a GenBank genome assembly.